CCUUGUCCCACUUUGCUUGUGGAUAAAGUCCUUUUUCUGCACUUUGUUGAUUUCAAAACAAGAGGUGUUCUUUUUCUUUCUUUCUUCUAUCAUUCAUUUUUUUUUUCUCGAGAAAAACCGAAGGAAACUGAAUAGAGGGUUUUAUUGUGUGUUGUUGAAAUAUUUUGAUUUUUUUUUCUAUGGCUGAAAUUUUGACCAAGACAAGUUUGGUUUCAUCUUGGCAUGGGAACAGAAAACAGCAACAUCGAAGGUUGUCCAUGGUUCCCAAUAAGACUUGUAGCUUCAACACUUGCGUGGGAAGUUUCCCAUCUUUGAAGCUAAAAUCUCAGUUUCUUAGAUCUUCCUCUUUUUCAUCUGAGUUUUAUGGGAAAAAUACUAUCUUUCGUGUAAAUAGAUCAAUACCCAACAGGAUUAAUUCACAAUUUUCAGUUUCAGCUGCGCCUAAGAUGACACUUAGAAUAGGAAAAAUUCAGAAAUGGUGGGAAAAGGGGCUUCAACCUAACAUGAGAGAAGUGACUUCAGCUCAAGAUCUUGUAGAUUCACUUUUAAACGCAGGGGACAAACUUGUCAUUGUUGACUUUUUCUCUCCUGGUUGUGGUGGCUGCAGAGCCCUUCACCCUAAGAUAUGUCAAAUGGCAGAGAUGAAUCCUGAUGUUGAGUUCCUUCAAGUGAACUAUGAAGAGCAUAAAUCCAUGUGUUAUAGCCUUAAUGUUCAUGUCCUUCCUUUCUUCCGCUUCUAUAGAGGCGCUCAUGGUCGCUUAUGCAGCUUUAGCUGCACCAAUGCCACGAUCAAGAAGUUUAAAGAUGCAUUGGCCAAACACACUCCAGAUAGAUGCAGCUUGGAACCAACCAAAGGGUUAGAGGAGAAAGAGCUCAUAGCUUUAUCUGAAAACAAAGAUCUUAACUUCACAUACACACCAAAACCUCUUCAACCUGUGCAUACACCUGCAAAUGAAGAGUUGGCGACAACCAAAGCCUCUCCUGUUUGUUCGGAGCCUCUUCCUUUACCUUCAUUGACCUCGAAUUCUGAUGAAGUCUUGAAGGAGAGAACCCUGACAAGGGCUGGAAGAUGAUGUUGUCAGUUUAUUAGCAACCUCAUCUUCUGACUAAAUCACUUGUACAGUGUAGGGUUUGGUAUUAUAUCUUGAAGUAGUUUAUACUUGUGAAAUGAAGUUAUUAUCCAAGAUUGAGUCAUAUAGUGUGUAUUCCUCCAAGGCUGUUGGAUUUAUGGUUUUUUUAAUCCAUCAUGCCUUGCUAGAUAUUAGAGAAAUUUGAAGCAUUAGAGUUAUUAGAAAUUGCGAUCGUGAUCUAGGCCGGGACUGUGAAGGCCGCAUCUGACCAUGAUUCUCCAGAAUUGCAAUUUGAAACCUUGAUUAUUAGUUGGUCUUUUUUGUGUGUUUGAGAAGGAAUCCCUUCCAAAUGUUGUAAAAUGUAUGUCAUUUUAUUCAGUAAUGAAUAAUCUUGCUUUUGUUCUA
Cicer arietinum (chickpea) is the source of this 1475-nucleotide messenger RNA. RefSeq names its product thioredoxin-like 1-1, chloroplastic. Gene Ontology annotation, cellular component: chloroplast. Lineage: Eukaryota; Viridiplantae; Streptophyta; Magnoliopsida; Fabales; Fabaceae. The record is from RefSeq and is a predicted model, not a curated record. Gene Ontology annotation, biological process: cell redox homeostasis.